Molecule: messenger RNA, 1017 nt
Organism: Didymosphaeria variabile
Lineage: Eukaryota; Fungi; Ascomycota; Dothideomycetes; Pleosporales; Didymosphaeriaceae
Exons: 1
Coding region: 1-1017 (338 amino acids)
Biological process (GO): secondary metabolic process
Cellular component (GO): cytosol; cytoplasm
Molecular function (GO): hydrolase activity; carboxy-lyase activity
Source: RefSeq, a predicted model, not a curated record
AUGCCUCCCUCUAACCACCCCAUCGUAACCCUCGAAGAAGCCUUCCUCUCCCCGCACGUCCGGUCCUUUUACGCCUCUUCCAACUUUCCCGACCCAAACGCCGAAGACGGCCUCACCGGCUACGCAACGGCCUCGCUCAUGGAAUUCGGCCCCCAACGCCUUUCCUCGAUGGAUUCAAAUGGAAUAUCGCUGCAGAUAGUCAGCCACGUCCCGAACCCGCUCCCUUUGGAUGCCAGCACCGCGCGAGCUGUAAACGAUGAUGUCGCAGCGCACAUCAAAAACAUGCCAGAAGCAAGGUUCGCCGCUUUCGCCACGCUGCCGAUGAAAUAUCCCGAGGACGCAGUGGCGGAGUUGCGGAGGUGUGUAAAAGAGCUAGGCUUCGUAGGCGCACUCAUCGACAGCAACUGCGGCGGGCGGUUUUACGACGAUUCUUUCUUCUGGUCUGUCUUCGACACAGCAGUGGACCUAGAUGUACCAAUCUACAUCCAUCCGUGUCCCAACGAAGCCGUCAAGAAAGUGCUCUACUCAGGAAACUACUCCGAACAUAUAGCGACGUCAAUGAGCGAAUACGCGUGGGGCUGGCAUAACGAAGCGGCUGUCUCCUUCCUGCGGCUCUUCGCCUCAGGCCUCUUCGACCGCUUGCCCACCCUCAAGCUCCUACUAGGCCACUGCGGCGAGAUGAUUCCGUUCCAAAUGGAGCGCACCGCGAAUGUGAUUGAGCGGCAGUGGCCGCACAUCGGUGGCAAGCAUGAAAGAAGUUUCAGGACUGUGUGGGACGAGAACGUCUGGAUUACCACGAGUGGAUUUUUCGAGACCGGCAACAUGCCAUGUGUCUUAGGACAGUGUAAGCUCAACAGAAUACUGUUCAGCGUUGACUAUCCGUUCGGCAAGAACGAGGCUGGUGUUGCUUUUCUGCAGAAGCUGAAGGAGGAAGGGUUAGUGGACGAAGAGGGGUUGGAGAUGAUUGCGUGGAGGAAUGCGGAGAAACUCUUGGGGGUGAAGGCUAAGAAGAGGUGA